AUGCCUUCAGCAUACCCCAAGCCCAUUCUGCCCCCAUCUCUUAUCGCCGUCACUGGAGCCAAUGGCUUCAUAGCCCAACACUGUAUUGCUCUCCUACUGUGUGAAGGAUACAAGGUCUUGGGCACCGUCAGGUCUCAGACUAAAGUUGAGCAAGUCCUCGAUUUACAUGGCCGAGAUCCCAAUCUGUCGGUCAGAGUCGUCGAAGACAUUACUUCUGUGGACUCAUACAUCUCAGCCUUUGGCUCCAUUCGACCCGAUGCCAUCCUACAUCUCGCUGCUCCCUUUCACUAUGACACAACAGAUCUGGAGAAAGACCUUAUGAUCCCUGCUGUCAAGGGAUCAACUGCCAUCCUCAACGCAGCGAAUCAGCUGGGCGACGUCAAACGCAUUGUGCAUACAAACUCCUUCGCAGGCAUUUACGAUGCCUCAAAAGGACUGCAACCGGGAAAGAUUUACACGGCGAAAGAUUGGUCUCCACUGACGUACGAGGAUGGCGUGAAUGCACCAGCUGCAGCAGUUGCAUACCGCGCCAGCAAGACUGUUGCUGAAAAGGUGGCGUGGAAAUGGAUGGAAGAGAACCAAUCUGCACAUUUUGAUCUUGUAAGCUUGAACCCGGCUAUGGUGUUUGGACCGUUUCUACAGGGCGCUGUGCCCAAGUCAUCAGAACAUCUCAACACUUCCAACCAAAUCGUUUAUGGCAUCGUUUCAGCUGGAGAAGACGGUGAGAUACCCGCUACUAAGGGCCCAGUCUGGGUUAGCGUGAAGGACGUUGCCCUCGCACAUCUCAGAGCUAUUCAGGUUCCUGAAGCUAGUGGUGAAAGAUAUCUUCUUGCGGCGGGAGUGUACUGUAAUCAGGAGAUCGCUGAUGUUGCAAGAGAGGUUGCCGGGAAGAAUAAGAAUAAGGUCCCCAAAGGUACACCGGGGUCAAGGGAGGCUUCUACACAUUUUGGUGUUGAUGCAAGUGAAACUGAGAAGGCAUUGGGAAUCAAGUGGCAGAGCUUAGAUGACAUGCUGUCGGGUUUGCUGCCGCAGUUAUUUGAGGUACAGACGAGGGAUGAGUAG
Molecule: messenger RNA, 1062 nt
Organism: Fusarium redolens
Lineage: Eukaryota; Fungi; Ascomycota; Sordariomycetes; Hypocreales; Nectriaceae
Exons: 1
Coding region: 1-1062 (353 amino acids)
Molecular function (GO): oxidoreductase activity, acting on the CH-OH group of donors, NAD or NADP as acceptor
Source: RefSeq, a predicted model, not a curated record